Messenger RNA from Mauremys mutica (yellowpond turtle), 676 nucleotides. It is a transcript of the gene MIA, whose product is annotated as MIA SH3 domain containing. Gene Ontology annotation, biological process: extracellular matrix organization. Lineage: Eukaryota; Metazoa; Chordata; Testudines; Geoemydidae. The transcript has 4 exons. Gene Ontology annotation, molecular function: protein binding. The record is from RefSeq and is a predicted model, not a curated record. Bases 53 to 445 code for a protein of 130 amino acids.
CUGCGCUCCCUGCGUGGGCAGCCGGAGCCCGGGGCGGCUGCAUUUCCCCACCAUGGCUAACGCCCGGCUCUGGGCCCGGGCCGCUCUGCUGGGCGCCCUGCUGGGGCUGCUGCAGGGGGGCCGGCCGCUGGGCGAGCUGGCGGAGAAGAAGCUGUGUGCGGACGCCGACUGCAGCCAUCCGAUCUCCAUCGCGGUGGCCCUGCAGGAUUACGCCGCCCCCGACUGCCGCUUCAUCCCCAUCCAGCGCGGGCAGGUCGUCUACGUCUUCUCCAAGCUGAGGGGCCGGGGCCGGCUGUUCUGGGGCGGCAGCGUGCAGGGGGAUUAUUACGGGGAGCAGCCCGCCCGCCUGGGCUUCUUUCCCCGCAGCGUGGUCCAGGAGAGCCAGAACCUCAGGCCGGGGAAGGUGCAGGUCAAAACCGAUCAAUGGGAUUUCUCCUGCCAGUGAGUCCUGCCGCGGCCCCCGCUGCCAGCGCUCGCGCAGCUCCCGGCACCCCCACCUGGGCACCGUGGCUCCAGCGCUUGGCCCAGGCCCUGCUGCUGUUCCAGAGCCCUGGGGGCAGGCGUGAAUUUCCCUUUGCUGUAGCAAUAACACUCCCCCCCUCACCCUGGGGCAGCUCCUUGUAGCUUCACCUCACCACCCCCCGCCUGCAGCCACUCCUAAAUAAAGCCCCCCUGC